UCAAGAAACUGCUGAAUUUUGAAGUUACAGCUUCAGGCGAUUCCCCCCUUGGCGUGAGCAAAGGAAGUUCAACUGAACAGCGCAAGGAUUGGAUAUGGACACCGUCGAGCAACUCGGGUUGCAGGCAUCCCGGCUGAACGCCAACAAUGAAGAGGAGGGGUCCGCUGAGGACUAUGCCCUAUGGCUUUCCUCUUUAUCGAGUUUGUUGCGGUCUGAGACUUCCGCCAAAGUGCAUUUGUGUAUGCUCCUCAAACUGCAAGAUCUCCUAAAAGACAAAGACGGCCAACCAACGCGGCUUGCAGAGGAAUACGGAUGGGAAAUAGCUCGGGAUAUAGGAUGUUUCAUCCUGCCCUCAUCUGAAGCAGUUGAUCAACCAGUUUGGACAGUGUCGAACGUACCGGAGGAUAACGUUGAUGAAGUCCUAUUGCUCUGCUCGAACACCGCCCAGCAGAUCUUGAAAGUGGUGGGGGAGAGUUCCUCGCCGCGCGAACUGGCGCUCUUCAGCAUAGAAUACCUGUGGGAGACGUUAAGGGAUGGUGAAGAGUUUGCUAAGAUGGCUGCUAUAAUAAAGGCCUACUCUGAUCUGUGGGUAACUGCGCUCGAGAGAAGAAAGUCGAAGAAGCUGGCCAUGGAAUUGGAGACCGCCUAUCUUACCCUAAUCAGCACUUUCCGGGCAGCAUCUGAAUUAGAACAAUCGGGAGUGCAGUACAUUAAUGGCCAUUUGGAGGUCGUCGAGCGACUGGUCCGGCUCGCAGAUAGUAACAACAUUGGCGACGACGAAGGCCGCCACCGACGACACGCUCUUAUCUGCCUCUUACUUCAGCUCUUUGCAGUCUGUCUGGGCCGACUUCCCAAUACAAGCGACUCGGAAGCGCUUAUCAAUCGUGCGCUGGCGCUCAUCCCGUCGCUGAACAUCGACAUCGCGGAGGUGCUGCAGAGUGAGACGUACUUCCCCGACAGAGACUUGGGACCGGAAAUACUCGAAAGUACCUUUCCAUCGCAGCUUGGCUGUUCUAUUAUGGUCGCCGCGUUGAUUGCAAAGCGGAAGGGUGGAACCCAAGAUGGCCGAACACCUGAGCUCGGGAUCAAAGGAGUGGACUUACUGAAAGCCUUCAGACCCCACAUUGAAAGCCUGCUGCAAGCAAACAUGGGCGUGCGUGGCUUGGCCCUAUUCGAGAUCGCCAUGGAGGAUGUCCCACGGGAAACAGUAUUCUACGCGGACGAUAACGACGAUGGAGCGCUGCGGGGUUGGCGUAUCUUCAUUCAGACGAUCAUCACUUUUAUGGUCGGCACCCCCGAUCAGGCACUCCGACCCAAAUGCUUCGCGCUGUUCAAAUCUUUCAUGUGGUGCUUUAACGAGACGGCUCGGUUUCAGAUUCUCAUUGAAAUGAUCGUGGAUGCGCCGAUGGCGAAUAUACAGGUCGCCGCCCUUUCGGUAUUGAAGGACAAUGUGCAUGAGGCUUGGAAUCGAGCUGGAUCGCAAAAGGUCUCCGUAUUCUCUGGCCGAGCGCUUAGACAGACGUUCCUCUCGGUCCUCCUCGAUCCCUCUGGACCGCUGUACACGACUAUCCCCACCUCCGACACCAUUGACCACAGCUCCGACACCAUCUUCGAUAACGAAGAGUCAUUUGUGGAGCGCUUUGCAGGACUCAUGCAUGUUCUGAAUCUUUAUCUUUACAUCCUAUUGCGGGAUGCGCCUGCUGCCAAUGUGACUGGAGUCUGGGACGGAGAUCAUCUGAUCACAACAUCAAAUCGGUUCAUCCAACCUUUGCAAAAGAGGAUCAAUGCACUUUUGGACGUCCUGGAUGCUAGGACCGAAGGACUAGGUGACUUGGACGAAGAUGAGCAACAGGCCGUUCAAGUUGAAAGGUUACACCUCGGCACAAUGGGCAUGGUGCUGAGCCAAAUCACAGAUCGCAUUCAGCAAGGAGUUGCUGUGGGUAUCCGCUGAGUAGGUAGCACACUUUUGGCGUAUUGAACGAAGUUGUUUACUUCACCAUAGCUUCAUGGCCAUUAGAAUUGUUUUGAUUGCUAAAUAAAAUAUGUACAUUUUGGG
Molecule: messenger RNA, 2056 nt
Organism: Fimicolochytrium jonesii
Lineage: Eukaryota; Fungi; Chytridiomycota; Chytridiomycetes; Spizellomycetales; Powellomycetaceae
Exons: 13
Coding region: 95-1951 (618 amino acids)
Cellular component (GO): cytoplasm
Molecular function (GO): ubiquitin-protein transferase inhibitor activity
Source: RefSeq, a predicted model, not a curated record